Molecule: messenger RNA, 1137 nt
Organism: Myripristis murdjan (pinecone soldierfish)
Lineage: Eukaryota; Metazoa; Chordata; Actinopteri; Holocentriformes; Holocentridae
Product: cyclic AMP-responsive element-binding protein 3-like protein 3-A
Exons: 9
Coding region: 4-1137 (377 amino acids)
Biological process (GO): regulation of transcription by RNA polymerase II
Cellular component (GO): nucleus
Molecular function (GO): RNA polymerase II cis-regulatory region sequence-specific DNA binding; DNA-binding transcription factor activity, RNA polymerase II-specific
Source: RefSeq, a predicted model, not a curated record
AGGAUGGAAGUCAUUGACCUCCUGCUCAAGAACAUAGACGAAACCACCGGUUGCCACAGCAACCAGCCCUGGACCGUCACAAUUCAUGACCCUCUGGUCCUUCAGGGAGGCGACACUGAUGAUUUCCUAGACGUCCUGCUGGGUGGGAGUGACUCAUCAUCUGCCCCAGCUUCCCCCCUGUGGUCGCCCUCCACCACUGACAGUGGCAUCACUUCUGAUCCCCUGGAAAGCCCUCAUCUGUCCUCUGCCUCAGCUUUCCCAGCUUUCUACACACCGCCUCACCCUCAACCUCCACCACUGGCGAACCAUCCCCCUAGCAACCUCACACCAAGUGAAAUGACCUCUGAUGUCUCCAUUGAUGUGGGUUGGGAGUCUGAUGAUCUCCAAGAGCAGUUUGGGAUUGCCUAUUAUCUUACCACUACACACAACAGCUCUCCUCUGUCCUCCGCUCACACCCUCACAGUGAAGGAUCUGCUGUUGUCUAACCUUGGACAGAAAGCACAGCGAAUCCCACAGCAUUCCCUGCAGGAGCUUGUGCUGAAUGAGGAUGAGAAGAAACUCCUGGCCAAAGAAGGAGUUAAGCUGCCAAGCAAACUGCCCUUAUCCAAGAUUGAGGAGAGGGUUUUGAAGAAGAUCCGGCGGAAAAUACGCAACAAACGCUCAGCUCAGGAAAGCCGGAAGAAGAAGAGAGAAUACAUAGACAGUCUUGAGGGGAGGAUGUCAGCCUGUAGCGCGCACAACCUGGAGCUGCAGAGAAAGGUCCAUCAGCUGGAGCAAACCAACAAUUCUCUGUUAGAGCAGCUCAGCAGACUGCAAGCUCUCCUUCCUAACAGCUCCAACAAAACAGCACAGAGAGGGACCUGCAUCCUGGUUCUGCUUCUCUCGUUUUCGUUCCUGCUAUCCUCCAGUCUUCAGCCAGACGCUAGCAGCCAGCUCGGCCACAGAGAAUUCACAGAGGCCAAAGUGCCAUCGCGCUCCCUACAAUCAGUGGUCGAGCUGGACGAGACCCAUCCAGCUGUCCUGUCAGCCUCCAGGGGGUUGCACGCCGUGUCCAGCCUGAUGGAGAGGCUGCGGCUGGGGACAGGUCUCCCCAAAACAGACCUCCACCCUUCCCACAACCAGGAUCACAGGCACUAA